AUGACAACAACACCGCCACGUUUCGACGAUUCGCUAGAUGCUUCAGAUAUCGCUACACCGUGCACAGUUAUAGAACGGCUGAAAAUCCGUGAUAGGAAUCCGGAUGAUGACGUGGCAGAUUCAGAUGAGGAACAGAAUAAUGAUAGUGAAGAGGAGGAAGAAGAUGAAGACGAGGAAGAAAAUGAGCAUGACUAUUUUGAGGGAAAAUCGCAGUGUAGUGCGCGAUUUUCGCAGACUUCUGAAGCGACGACGACUGUUAAGCAACCUUUUCCGACGACUUCGACGAAGGUUGGGGGAUUUUUGCGAUUUUUUGAGUCUAAAUUUGACUAUUUUUGUCACAAAAUCAUCCCAGAAAGCUCAAAAAUUGAAUUUUUCAUGAAAUUUCGCGUUUUUCAACACCGAACAAGCUCAAAGACCUCAAAAAUCAGAUUUUUCACGAAAUUUCACAAUUUUUGACAGCCCAUAAGCCGAAAUUUUGAAAAAAUCGUGUUUUUUCGCAGCGGUACCUUUUUAAAGGAGCAUAACCUGAUUUUUGCGAUUUUUGAUACAAAAUAAGAUCGGGGAGCUUAAAAAUCGGAUUUCACACGAAAUUUUACGAUUUUUGAGACCCAAUAACCCAAAUUUCUGUCAAAAUCAAGUUUUUUCGUGGUGGGACCUUUUUAAAGGAGCAUAACCUGAUUUUUGGGUCGUUUUGAUAUUCUACAAGCUCAAAGACCUCAAAAAUCGGAUUUUCCACGAAAUUUUACGAUUUUCGACACCCCAUAAGCUAAACUUCUGUCAAAAUCGAGUUUACUUCGUCGUGGGACCUUUUUAAAGGAGCAUAACCUAUUUUAUAUGAAAAAACAUAUGCUAUGCACCUUUAAAAUGGUUUUACCACGAAAAACUUCAAUUUUCGUUUAAAGUUAAGCUUAUGGGGUCUCAAAAAACCUUAAAUUUCGUGAAAAAUCCUAAUUUCACCCCGGUUUUCCCCUAAAAAACCUAAUUUUUCUAGGUCUACUGUCAUAUCGAUGAAGAAACGACGCUAUAUUUGAUGGAAGUUCACGUGCCACCAGAUUUGAUCACCUUGGGAGACGUAAAACGAGUCCUGAUGCGAACCAAUUUCAAGUAUUACUGUAAAGCGCUGGAUCCGGAUUCGGGAUAGUGAGUUUUGUAUUUUGAGCCGAAAUUUGAUGAUAAAUGAUGAAUUUUGAGUCAAAAUUCAUCAAUUUUCACGUUUUUCACCUCAGAUUUACCAAAAAUCAAUUUUUUUCAGCGAAGUCAAAGCCGAAGUUCGUGACGAUGCUCAAAAAUUGAUCCCCCUACCAAAUGGUCGAUUCGAGUUGUUUCUGUUGACAAUCGAAGGAUCUACACAUUCAGAUGGUGGAAGUAGUGGAAGUCGGAUGAGGAAAAAUCAACAUUCCGUGAGUUUUUGGGGAGUUUUGACUGAAAAUUAGGUUUUCUAUGCUGAAAAUGAUGAAAUUUGAACCUAGAUUCGAAAUUGUUCGAUUUUUAAGCUCAGUUUCAUGAUUUUUGACUGAAAAUUUGGAUUUUUCUGGGAAUUUCGAGCCCAGACUCGAAAAUUUAUGAAAUUUGAAGCUUAGGCUUAAAAUUAAGCUCAAAUUCAGGCUCUCAGUUGAAUUUCAGUAUUUUUAGCUGACAAAUUGGAUUUUUCUGGAAAUUUUGAGCUCAAAUUCAGGCUCUCAAUUGAAUUUCAGUAUUUUUUGCUGAAAAUUUAGAUUUUUCUAUAAAUUUUCAGCUCAAAUUCAUGAAAUUCGAUGGAUUUCAAGCCCAGACUCGAAAGUUUCGAAAUUUAAAGCUUUGACUCAAUUUUAAGCUCAAAUUCAAGAAUUUAAUCAAAUUUCAGAUUUUUUGACUGAAAUUUUGGAUUUUUCUGGAAAUUUUGAGCUCAAAUUCAUGCAUUUUGAGCCCAGACUCGAAAAUUUAUGAAAUUUGAAGCUUAGCCUCAAUUUUAAGCUCAAAUUCAAGACUUCAAUCAAAUUUCAGAUUUUUUGACUGAAAAUUUGGAUUUUUCCAUGAAUUUUAAGCCCAUAUUCAUGAAAUUUUGAGCCCAGACUCAAAAAUUGUGCAAAAUUCGAAUUUUCACCUCAAAAAAUUCAAAUUUUUCCAGGUUCCAGCGCCGGCUCCGCCAAAUAAUAAACACAUAAAUUAUCAUCAUGCCGCCUACCAGUUUGAUAAUUCAAGUGAGUUUUUUUUUUGAAAAUUUUCCCACAAAAAAUUUAUGAAAAGUCAUUAAAAUUAUACGAAAACAUGUGGAAAAAUUGGAUUUUUCAUUAAGUUUUGUGGAUUUUCAUCAGUUUUAGCCAAAAAAUUAUCGAUUUUCAGUGAUGUCAACCGAUUCGGAAUCAAUGAUUUCUGCAGCUGUGCCGAGCUAUUUGAAAAAUGCCUACGCCAGGAGAUUUCCGCAUUUUUUGGGAGGAGGUUGGUGAAAAUUUGAAUUUUUUGAAUUUCGCGCUAGAAUUUGGAUGGAUUUUCGUUGUGAGACCCACAAGCAUGCAUGGUAGAUCAAAAUUUGCCGCCAAAAAUAAAUUUGCCACGUCAUAACUCAUCAUUUUUUUUCCCAUGCACUUUUGUUCCUUCCUCCUUUUCUUUAAAAAUAGUUUCUCCCCCAAAUCAUCUUUGAUCACCCAGAGUUACGCUAACUCGAAACACCUGACCUUUUUGCUCUCGCGAAUUUUUUUCGAUCCCAGUUGGAGCCCGAAAUAAUUUAUGUUUUUAUUUGAUUUCGAAAAUCUUUUUCCGUGUUUCAAAACAAAAGAAGAGAAAAUGUGAUUGAUUUUUUUUCGCAUUUCAUUUAUCUCUCCCGACUUUUUCUAUCAGAUUUGUUUUUGGCUCUCACUUUGUGCUCUUUUUGACCGCUUUGUGUAGUUCUCGCGGACAAGGUGGUUUUUGGUGCGAUUUUUUGGGUUCUUCUUUUGCCUCCUGAAGUGCUCUCUGCUGUUCUAUUUACACACUGAUAUCUCCCCAGUUUUUUUUGUGUAUGUCAUUGCGUUUUUUUUUCGACAAACAGUGCACCAGAUACUUGAGAUUCAGUAUAUUGGAUAGAGUUAGUUCUGAAGUUUUUUUUGUUGCUGACAUUUUUAUUUUCUUGUAUGGCUUCUCUGCGUCUCGCUGUAGCUUGUGGUCUCUUACGCUUUGGUUUCUCUACGUCUCUAACAAUUGCACAGUAUUUUUGGUUUGGUUUGGUUUCUCUGCGUCCCUUGAAAUAUAAUUAUCACUUUUUCUUUGGUUUCUCUGCGUCUCUAACAACUGCACAUUAUUUUUUGGGUUUGGUUUCUCUGCGUCUCUCAAUGUUCUUUGCUCUCUAACUGUUAGGCUUCUCUGCGUCUCUAACAAUUUCCUACACUCUAGUAGAUCCAUUUUCUCUGCGUUUCUCAAUUUUCUCUAGUGUCUAGCUGUCCUGCGCAUCUCUCAUCCUCUAGAUUUUUCUUUGCGUCUCUCUCAAAAUCCCAUUAUCUCUAAAAUUUGUGGUUUGUGACCGCUCUGUUUCUCUGCGUCUUCUCAUUUUCCACGAUAUCUAACCUGUCUCUGCAUCUCUCAUUCUAAACUAGACUGUAGUUGAGAGAUUUUCUGCGUCUCUUCUCUCUCUCUCUCUCCAAUCUCUUGAUCUUCCAGCCACCUUUAAAUCCCAUGCCAGAACGAAAAAUUGGUGGUGGUGGUAGCCUGGUCACCACCAUUGUAUCUCGAUUCGAAUCGAAAAACCUGAGCGGAGGUCCCGCCACGAAAAAAUCACCGCAGCCACCAAUUGCGAAACUCGACGACGAUUUCGAUGCCGCGCCGCCGCCAAAAUCCAAAGUGUUGCACCAAUUGAAGCGAACCUACACCAAUCUACCAACCGAAGAGAUUUUGAGCAAAAAACAGCUGAAAAAGCGGCAAAGUGAAAGCGCUUUACAGCAUCUCGGUGGCAAUAAAAAUAAAGAGGGCGGAGCUGGUCAGAUGUUCAUCGGAACGCUUAUGAGAUUGGCCAGUUUGAAGAGUUUGGUCGCUUCUGUGGAGGAUAUUCAGAUUGGUGAAGGAAAGAAGAAAGAUCAGAAGAAGAAACGAAAGCGGAAGAGGGCCGAUGCGAAAGAAGCGCUCAAAAAUCGACUUUUGAAUUGGAACUCGGUUGAAGAGCCGGCGCCGAGUUGGGUUAAUCGAUCACCAUCGCCUAGCAAAAUUCAUAUACCUACCCCGGUUUUUAAGCGAAGCCCGGAAGUUGAAGAAGAGCCUGAGGGCCUCAAGAAGUCAUCAUCACGAAGUCUGUUCAGUUUCAGUAGAUCGGAGAGCAAGGAGAGCUUGUUGAGCCAGAAAACAUCGCCGAGAAGUUUAUCGCCGGCUAGAAAUUUGGCGGAGAAUAUCAAGAAGAAGAUCUGGGGACGAUCGGAUAGUCUGGGAUCGCAGGCAAGCUUGGGAUCGGCAAAAUCGCCUAGAAGCCUAUCGCCGGCUAGGAAUUUGGUGAAUCGAUUUUUGGGUAAAUCUGCGAGUCAGACGUCGAUUCGAAGCCAGGAGACGUUGAAGGAAAGAUCUAGCAGCUUGAAAUCGAAGCAGGAAGGUUCGGAAGUUGAGGGAAGAUCGGGGAGUCUGCGAAGUUUGUCGAAGAAGAUCUUGGGAUCGAACCUGAAGUUGGAAGCGAGACCUUCGGAGCCCAACAUCAGCUCUCCGGUUGCGACCUCAGCUCCUACUUCUGCUCCAGCGGCUACCCCGGCUCCCAAAAGAAGGCUCGUCCGAUCGGACGCCACGAUAGGAGCUAGGCUUAAGAAGAAGCUAUCGGUUGAGGAGGACGAACCUACAGAACCCGAACCACUUCCGAAGUCCCCACUGCGUUCCCCGCUCCCCAAACUCGUCAUCGAACAUUUACCCGAUCGCCCGCAGGUCACCCAGCGAUCCCUGUCGGAAAUUGUAUCCACGGAUAGACUCAGACCCCUCAGCCUCCCAGCGGGCCGCAGGAAACUCCCACCAAUGGCUCGAACUAUGUCACUCAUCCCGCCACCCGUUCUCCCACCGCUCUAUGAAGAGGAGAGCCUGGCGGAGACUUCGCAUAACUCGCUGGGAACAACAACGCACACCAAGAGAAGAUACGGGGGAAGUAACACGACUAGCACGUAUCAGGGUGUGAAAGAUGCGGCACCGGAUGCGUCGCCGCGCAGGCAUUUGAUUGGAUUCUUGCAUCGGACGAGUCAUUUAUCACUGACUUCGGAGCUCAGCGGGAAUGCUUCGUUUUAUUUGAUUGGUGAGGCUUGGUUUUGGGCCUAAAACUAAGCCUGAAAGUUGGCCUAAAGGUCUAAAUUCAAGCCUGAAACUAAGCCUGAAGCUUAGCCUAAAUUAGAACCUUAAGCUUAGGUCAUAAGUCUCAAUUUAGACUUGAAAAUAAGUCUUGUUUUGGCCUAUGAUUAGACCAAAUUUGAGCCUGAAAGUAAGCCUUAAUUUAGGCCCAAAGGCCAGUCUAAAUAUAGACCUCAAAAUAGACAUGGAUUAGGCUUUGUUUCAUGCUGAAACCAAGCCUAGUUUAAUCCUGAAGCUUAACUCAAAACUAAGCCUAAUUUUGGCCUAUGACUAGACCAAAUUUGAGCCUAAUUUUAAGCCUAAAUUCAAGCCUAAAACUAAGCCUGAAGAUUUUAUCAUGGUCCCUCGAAUUUUUGAAUUUUUCUAUAUUUAGUUGGGCUAAGUGAAAAAUGCACUGCACCUAAUUAGUUGAUUUAAUUAAUUAGCAAAUGAUUUUUGGUUUUUUUUAUGCCAGAAGGUCUCACAACGAAAUCCGAAAAACAAAAUUUGAUUGCUCCCAAUGGGAAUCGAUCCCCGGACCUUUCACCUCGAAAUUAUUUGUUUUCCAGGACACCGCCGACAACAUUUGGAAGACUCGACAAUAGCCUCGGAAUCCGAUGCUCGGAUAUUUUCGGAUGAAGAUGAUCGGUGAGUUUUUGGGGCUCUUUUUUGCCACGUCAUAACUCGGGAAAUGUUGAUUUUUGUGCAAAAAUUUGAAUUUGGCGCCAAAAAUUGGUCUAGAAAAGUGAAAAAAAGAAAAAAAUUCACCCAAAAAUGAUUGAUGACGGGAUUAAAAUGGGGAGAAUUUUUCCCAAAAAAAAUUUUUUUUCGCAAUUUUUUCCCCUCCCGAAAAAAAUGAGCGGCUACCAAACCGAUGACGAUUUUCAAAGUUCCGAUGGAAAAUUGUACUAUUCUUCUACUACAAAUUCCACGUCAUCAGACUAUUAUCACUGUAUUUCGCAGAAAAGAGAUGUGUUUGUACCAAGUUUUUGACUGAAAAUUCCAGAAAAAUCUGAUUUUUUGAGCCAAAAUUCAUGAAUUUUUCGAUUUUUGCUCCGAAAAAUCCGUGAAAAAGUGCAUUUCUCUUCCGAAAAAUGCAAUAAAAAACAAGUGACGGGCCUCUGUUUCGGAGUUUUUGAAGGAAUUAAUUUGAGCUCAUAAAUUUUGAGCACGGCAAAUUAUUUUUCCUCAUUUUUUGAGAUCAGAGAAAAAAAAUGUCCUUUUCAUUUUUGAGAGAGACAAAUUGUGAAGAGGAGACAUUUGCGGGGAAAUUCAUGAAGUGCGAUUUUUUCAGCCAAAAAGACUCUGAAAUUCUUAAAAAUUAUCAGAAUUUUCAAAUGUUCCAGGUUUUUCAAUCAAAUUUCGAGAAAACCCGAUUGUUUUUAGCCGAAAUUCAUGAAAAUUAAAUUUUCCUGAAAAAUGUGCCCUGAAAUUGCAAGAAAAGGGGCGUGGCUUAAUUUUUUAAUAAAAAAAUAACGAAAUUUUGAAUUUUUCUCUGAAAAUCAUGAUUUUCAGCUGAAAAAUUGAAUUAUGAACAAAAAAUGCUCAUUUUCAGCUCAAAAAUUCAUUAAAUUUGAAUUUUCAGCACAAAAAUCUGAAAUUCUUAAAAUUAUCAGAAUUUGUUAAAUUUAGAUUCAAAAUUUUCAGAAAAUCCAGCUCUCUUCAAAAUUUCAGCCAAAGAAUCUGAAAUUAAUUUUCAGCGGCUUAAAAGGCGGAAAAAUUGAAUUUAGAGCUAAAAAUGCUCAUUUCCAGCUCAUUAAUUUAUUAAAUUUGAAUUUUCAGCUCAAAAAUUUAUUAAAUUUGAAUUUUCAGCUCAAAAAUUCAUUAUAUUUGAAUCUUCAGCUUAAAAAUUUAUUAAAUUCGAAUUUUCAGCUCAAAAAAUUCAGAAAAUUUGAAUUUUCAGCUUAGAAAUUCAUUAAAUUUGAAUUUUCAGCUCAAAAAUUCAGAAAAUUUGAAUUUUCAGCUCAAAAAUUCAUUAUAUUUGAAUCUUCAGCUUAAAAAUUUAUUAAAUUUGAAUUUUCAGCUCAAAAAAUUCAGAAAAUUUGAAUUUUCAGCUUAGAAAUUCAUUAAAUUUGAAUUUUCAGCUCAAAAAUCUGAUAUUCUUAAAAUUAUCAGAAUUUGUUGAAUUUAGGUUCAAAAUUUUCAGAAAAUGCAGCUCUUCUCAAAUUUUCAGCCCAAAAAAUCUGAAAUUAAUUUUCAGCGGCUCCACAACCACCGAUUUCACCUCCGUCUCUCGACAACACGAAAAAAUGGCACAAAAAAAGCGAAAAAAUCGGCGAAAUUUCCGAAAACCCUCGCGUGCUUCGAGUUUUUCCAGUAUCACUGAAUCAUCGAUGAGUUUAGACGUAUUUACCGUAACUCUCAACAUGGAUACGGUCAAUUUUUUGGGAAUUUCCAUCGUUGGACAAACAUCGACACGUGGCGAUAAUGGAAUUUAUGUGGCGAACAUCAUGAAAGGCGGUGCUGUUGCUUUGGAUGGCAGAAUUGAAGCGGGUGAUAUGAUUUUGCAAGUUAAUGAUAUUAGUUUUGAGAAUUUUACCAAUGAUCAAGCGGUGGAUGUUUUGAGGUGAGAAUUUGGUGGAAAAUUUGAAAAAUUUGGGGAAUUUUGACCCUAAACUCGAUUUUCGGCCCCAAAAAUGGUCCUGAGGCGAAAAACUUACUGUAGGAUGAUUUUUUGACUCGAAAAACGUCAAAUUUUCACCCAGAACACGUUUUUGAUUCUAAAAAUGGUCCUGGGGCGAAAAUCUUACCGUGGAGCGAUUUUUCAAGUUAGGGACCUUGAAAAUGCGAAUUUUUGACCUAAAAUCCAAGAAAAUAGAGGAAUUUUGACCCAGGGACCAUCAAAAUUAUGAAAAUUUGAUUCCGAACACGAUUUUUGACUCCAAAAAUGGUCCCAGAGCGAAAAUCUUACUGUAGGGUUCAUUUUUAAAUGAAAUUUUGAAUUGCUCCAAAAAUUGGAAAAUGUACGUUUCAAAAAUUUCAUAAAUAUUUUGGUUUUAAAAUAUUUUUCGUUCGACUUCUUUUAGUCAUUAAAUGAAAAAAAAACUUAGAUUUUGGCUGAAAUUCGUCUGAAAUAUCUGCUUUUCACGAAUUUCAGCUCAAAAUUGGCCAAAUUUCAUGAUUUUUGUCUUGAAAUUCGUCAAAUUCUGAAAAUUUUAACCUGAAAUCCAUCAUUUUCAGAGAUGCUGUAAGCCGCCGCGGACCCAUCAAACUUACAGUAGCCAAAAGUUUCGAAAACGGACCACAAAGUUGUUUUACGAUUCCGCGAAAUAGUCGAGAAGAACCGGUUCGACCGAUUGACACGCAGGCUUGGAUUCAACACACAAAUGCGAUGAGAGGAAUGCCGAGUAUUGUUGAAGGUAUGGCUCUGAAAAUCUGGAAAGUUUGGCUGAAAAUGAGCUAAAAUUCGAGAUUUUUGAUGAAUUUUGAGCCCAUGAGCUUUUUCAGAAGCCUUUAAAAUUGUUUUGAGAAAUUUUAAAGGUGCAUACAGUAAUCCUGUGUUUGUUCCUAAUCCUUGAAGCAACCUGAACGAAAUUUAAAGGAACAUACCGUAAUUAAAAAAUAAUGUUUGCCACGUGGCAUUUUAAAAGCCUAAAUUUUAUUAAAAAUUCCAAAUUUGAGCUUAUUUUAUCCUCAAAAAGCCCCUAGGCCAUAAUUUUCCUCAAAAAUGUUGAAUUUUAGCCUGUUUCGGCCCCAAAAGCCCCCCAAGCCCAAGUUUUUCUCAAAAAUUUGAAAUUUAAGCUCAUUUUGUAGCGAAAAAAGCCCCAAAGCUUGAAUUUUACCAAAAAAUUCUAACUUCGGGCUCAUUUUGCUCCCAAAAUCCUUCUAGGCUCAAAUUUUUUCCGAAAAUUUCAAAUUUUAGCUUAUUUUGGCCCCAAAAAGCCCCCAGGCCCAAAUUUACCUCAAAAAUUUGAAAUUUGAGCUCUUUUUAGCCCCAAAAGACCCCCAAGCCCAAAUGUUCCUCAAAACCUCCAAUUUUUCAGGUGUCGAAGGUGCUCCGACUCCCUUACCCGGUGAUUGGCCUCCUCACGCCAAUGGCCGCCCGCAAAGUUCAUCUACAGUAACCUCGAACGGCUCAAAUGGUCAGAAUACGGUAGUUGGCGGUGGAAAUGGAACACAAAUCAAAUUGGACCUGGCAACCGACAAAAAGAAGAUUGUUGAAGUGAUGGCGAUGCCCAACAGUGGAUUGGAUAUCAAAAAUCGAACUUGGUUGAAAAUUCCGAUCCCCAUGUCGUUUUUGGGUGAGUUUUUUGGGCCCGAAUGAGCCCGGAUUUGGGAUUUUUGGGGAACUUUAAGCCCGGCUAGCUUUUUCUCAGGAAAAAUCGAUUUUUGACCCAAAAAUAGACUCGAAAAACUGAAUUUUUAGGUGUUUAACAUGAGCAAUGCUCAAAAUUUCAUGAUUUUCUCAAAUUUCGGGUCGAAAAAUGCAAAAAUUCAGACUAACAUGAGCAAUGCUCAAAAAUCCCGAAAUUUCUAGUCUAGGCUCAAAAUUACCCAAUUUUUAUCAAUUUUCUAUCAGAAAUUCCAGUUUAACAUGAGCAAUGCUCAAAAAUCCCGAAAUUUCGAGUCUAGGCUCAAAAUUCUCCAAUCUUUAUCAAUUUUCCAUCAGAAAUUCCAGUUUAACAUGAGCAAUGCUCAAAAAUCCAGAAAUUUUCAAAUUUUCGGGUCCCAGAGCGAAUUUGCUUACUGUAGUUCAAGUUUUGAUGAAAAAAUUGAAUUUUGGCUCAAAAUUCAUCAAAUUUCUCGAAUUUUGGCUCGAAUUAACCCAAAAUUAAUUUCAGGUUCCGAUUUGGUCGAAUGGCUUCUGGAUCAUGUCGAAGGUUUGCGAGAACGAAAAGAUGCUCGAAAAUUCGCGGCCGAAUUGUUGAAAUUGAAAUAUAUUGCUCAUGUUGUUAAUAAGAUUACAUUCACCGAACAAUGCUAUUAUGUAUUAGGCGAUGAAUGUUCUGGUAAGUGAAUUUUGGGUGGGAAUUUGAAAUUUUUGAGAAAUUUUGACAUAAAAUUCAUGAGAAUUGGAGAAUUUUGAGCCUAGACUCGAAAUUUUGGGAUUUUUGAGCAUUGCUCAUGUUAAACUGGAAUUUCUGAUGGAAAAUUGAUAAAAAUUGAAGAAUUUUGAGCCUAGACUCGAAAUUUCGGGAUUUUUGAGCAUUGCUCAUGUUAAACUGGAAUUUCUGUUGGAAAAUUCAUGAAAAUUGAAGAAUUUUGAGCCUAGACUCUAAAAUUUGGGAUUUUUUGAGCAUUGCUCAUGUUAAACUGGAAUUUCUGUUGGAAAAUUUAUAAAAAUUGGAGAAUUUUGAGCCUAGACUCGAAAUUUUGGGAUUUUCGAGGAUUUUUGAGCAUUGCUCAUGUUAAAUUCUUAAAAAUUCAGAUUUUUAAGUCUAAAAUCAAAAACUAAAUAAUUUCAAAACAAAAUUUUCCACACCGCCUUUUUUGGCGCUCAAAUUUGAUCUACAGUAGGAUUUUUCCCUUCAAAACCAAAAGAUUCAAAAUUUUGAGCAUUGCUCAUGUUAAACACUUAAAAAUUCAGAUUUUUCUGGUUCAUUUUGAUCCGAAUUUUACGCUCCAAAAACUACAGUACUCAAAAAUUAUCGAUUUUUUUUCAGAUUAUGCUCGAUUCCGAAAUGAGGACGGCGGUCCGCGCUAUCAAUGGACCACACAAUGCGUUUCAACACAACCGCAAGGUGCUCCAAUUUAUGCACCGAAAUCUGGAGGAGUUGUGCCAACUCAAGGAGCUUCUAUGGUGAGCGACGGCGAUUCAUCAUCGCGCAUGUAUGUUAUGCACAUUUGAGAGCAUUUUUUCUGGAGAUUUUGGGCGGGAAUUUGGAAUUUUUGCAGUUUUUUGAUCCAAAAUUCAUGAAAAUUGAGAAAUUUUGAGCUAGAAAACGAUUUAAUGACCUGAAAUUUGAAUUUCUGGGUCCUGGAACGAUAAAUCUUAAAUUUUGACGCGAAAUUCAAAAUUUUCAAAAAAAUUCUAAGUUUUCCCCCCAAUAGUCCGCAUGUAUUUAUUUUUCCUCAUUUUUUUUCUCAUUUUUUUUUUGCAAAAUUAUUUUUUUGUAAUAAUUUAUGUGUUUUGUCCUUUGAUUUUUUUGCACAGAAAAAUUUGAAAAAAAAAAUUUUUUUUGAAUUUUUUCUCCCAAAAUUUGAAUUCCGGUGCUAUUUUUUCCAUUUUUUGCAUUUUCCCAGAUUUUUUGCUCAAAAAUUUGAAUUUUCCUAUAAAUUUCACACAAACUUCACUUGUCUUUUGUUUCUUUUUCAGACAAAUUUUCAGCACGUGAAAGUUUUGGCGCCAAAAUUUUGAUCUACAGUAGGAUUUUGAGCUUCGGGACCCAAAAAAUCGCAUUUUUCACCGAAUUUUGGGUCCUGGAGCGAUGAUCUACAGUAAUCACAGGGAUUUUUGGCGCGCCAAAAUUCCCGAAUUCAAAAAAAAAUCAUUUUUUGAAGGUAAGCGGCUACGCGUCGAUGCCCGUCUCGCCGUUUCCGCAAAACGUGGUGCGGAAAGCUGGAAGUCAGGCAAGCGGAAGUAGUGGCGGAGGCGGAGGAGGACAACCGAAAAUGUGAGUUUUCUGUGCCACGUGGCAAAAUUUGAAUUUCCCACAAUUUUCUCGUCAUUUUGACACCAAACAUGAUAUAUUUUGAGAAAAAUUCAAAUUUACUACGGUAUGUCCCUUUGAAAUCCCGGAUUUUUUUACUAAAAAUUUGGUUUUUGGGUCCUGAAGCGAUUUGGAUUAUUGUAGGCGCCUUUAAAUUUGAAAUUUGAGCUAUGAAUGCUCUUACAGUACGCGAAAAUUUGAUCUACAGUAAGAUUUUUAGCUUCGGGACCAAAAAAUAGCCAUGUUCGGUGUCAAAAUGGGUCAUGUUUGGUCCUGAAGCGAUCUACAGUAAUCUCAAAGGCGCAUAACUAUUUUUUUUCAGGCGAAAUGUGAUUCUGCCCUCAAAACCAACAUCUUCAACAGCGUCCGGGGGAUCUGGAAGCCACGCCCAUUUUUCGGCUGGAAUUUCAGCCAAUUUGGCUCCGCCCCCUUCUUCUGAGAUGUCGGCUUCACGACAAAGUUUUCGAGCCGCCAUGAGUCAACCUUAUGAGUUUUUUUUGGAGAAAAUUUGAAAAUGGAGCUAAAAAUGGGGAAUUUGGAGCAUUUUGAGAUAAAAUUUGAAUUUUUCUGAACAUUUUGAGCUGAAUUUCAGAAAAAUCCAAAAUUUCUGAAUAUUGCCACGUCAUAGCUCAAAAAAUUGGGAAUUUUUCGAUUUUUUGCUAAAAAUUCAGAUAUUUCUGAACAUUUUGAGCUGAAAUUCGAAAUUUUCUGAAUUUUCUGAACUUUUCCACGUCAUAGCUCAAAAUUUCCCAAUCUUCCCGAAUUUCAGCUCAUUUUUACCCCCAAAUUUUUCACGUUUUUGAGCUACAGUAUUUUUUUUGUGACACGUGUAAUAUUUUUUUUUUGUUGUUAUAAUUUUUGAAAAGCAUAUUUUUCCAGUAAGUUGAAAGUAAAUAAAAUUUUUUAUCGAGAAAAAUCAAUUAUUUAUGGAAUUUUUAAGAGGUUUCUGGAUUUUUUUUUUCGAAAUUUUCGAAAAAAAAAAUUAUUUUCUUGAACAUCUGGUCAGAAAAGAACAUAAAACAAAUUUUUUUUUUGAAAAAAUUUUAUCACAAAAUUUCUUAAACUUUGAAAAAUUCAUGUGGAAUACUACGGUAUGACCCUUUAAAAUAGUCAUUUUUAUUGUUGAAAAUUCAAGUUUUUGAUCUACAGUAAGAUUUUUUCGCUUCGAGACCAAAAUCUUACUGUAGUUCAAAUUUUUGACCCAAAAAUCGAUAUUUUCUUCUGUGAGGCUAGGUAAACAAAUAAAUACUCUUACACUGUGUAAUUAUUUACUGUUCUACUCAAAAAAUCUAUCCAAGUUAGCCUAACUUAUUUAAUUUUUGACUAUUUUUCGCGAAAAAAAAUCAUUUAAAAAUUCCUCUAAAUUUUAGUGCCCUAUUUAUUUGUGCCAUGUGGAUUUUCAAUUUUUCGCUCGUUUUUCUGGCGAUUUUUGGAGUUCCUGAAAGUUUUGCGCAAACUAGUGAGUUUUUUUUGGGGAACAUUUGGGAUUUUCAGACAAUUUUGAGUUGAAAUUCUGAAAAUUUGGAAAAUUUUGAGCUAGAAACCUUUUAGGCUUAAAAUUGCCACGUCAUAACCCAAUUUUUCCCCAAAUUUAUUGAUUUUUGGCUCAAAAAUUUCAGAUUUCCAGCCAGAAAUCUCAAAAUUCAAAAAAUUUCAGCCGGCGGAAUUUGGUGUCAUUCUGGAGACAAGAAAAACUUCAAUCCAAUGCAGUGUGAAGCGCAAACUGUGAAUUGUUUCAAAUUCGAGUGCCAAAAUAUUGAAGGUGAGGAGUACUGUAGAUUUUGGCGCCAAAAACUACUGUAGGUUACUGUAGAUCGCUUCAGAACCAAAAAUGACGCAUUUUGACACCAAACAUGAAUAUUUUCGGAUUUUUGGGUCUCGAAGCGAUAAAUCUUACUGUAGAUCAAAUUUUGGCGCCAAAAAUAUGGCCAUGCGCCUUUAAAAUUACUGUAGAUCGCUUCAGGACCCAAAAUGAAGCAUUUUGACACCAAACAUGAAUAUUUUUGGGUCCCAAAGCGAAAAAUCUUACUGUAGAUCAAAUUUUCGCGUACUGUAGGGACAUUCAUAGCUCAAAUUUCAAAUUUAAAGGCACCUACAGUAAUCCUGAUCGCUGCGAGACCCAAAAAAUCAAAUUUUGGCUCCUGGGCUCAUUUUUAGCGUAAAAUACCUCAAAAUGCAUCAUUUUUCACCAAAUUUUCAGCAAAAUCCCCAAUUUUCAGAGCCCUUCACAGCUCGCGGAUGCGGCCCUUCAGUUCUAACAAAAGCCACAGGUCUACCAAAUGAAUCCUGUCAUCAGGCACAAUCGAUUUGCGAGAAGUUGGGCGGAGUUUCGACGUGUUUCACGUGUGAUAAUCGACAUAUGUGUAAUUCUUUUGGACGAAAUUUGCAUUUUUUGGCGUUUUUUGGGGUUUUUGUGAUGGUUUUAGUGGUGGUUAUAUGA
Messenger RNA from Caenorhabditis angaria, 14268 nucleotides. The record is from the annotation of a GenBank genome assembly. Lineage: Eukaryota; Metazoa; Nematoda; Chromadorea; Rhabditida; Rhabditidae.